CUGACCAGGUACCUGUUCUCAUCCGCGGCCUUGGACAAGAGAAUACCAAUCAUGCUGUUCUAGAAGACGCUUCCUGCACCCGGCGGCAAGCCCACAACGGCGAGUUCGCCAUGGAUUAUGAGAUACCCCGCAGCUUCGGUUGGAGCAACGCGAGCGAGUCUGGCGCUGCUGCUGGUCUGAUGGCAUAAUCUGGACUGGCCCCGGCUAGCGUCAGCUGCGAUAUCAUGCUCUUAAUGUCGCUCACGACUCUCUCGCUGCUGGCACUGGCGUCUCGGUCCGGCCUUGAUGUGAUAAUCUCCAAACACUUGCGUCCUUAUUUGCGCCUGGAUCCAACGGGCAUACCAGAACGGUGGACCUGGAAUGCUCACAAGUUGCUCAAUCUCGGUCACGACUAUCGGACCAAGCGCGUCGCGUUCCCAGACGCAACGCAACCUUUAACGCCGCUGGCUCAGCCCAUGGAUGCUGAGCAGCAACUUCGUGGUGCUAUGCUUGACUUUGCAGGGGGGGAAAUUCGACCAACUAGGUUGUUGACGAAGUGCGGGAUAGUGCAGAGGUUCGAGGAAGCUGGGAUGAUUGCACGAGGACUAUCUACGUGUGGUGGUGGUGUACUCAUGACAGAAAAACUGUACGAUUUGGACAACGUCGACAAGUUGAUGAAUUGCUGUGACUACCUUUCCCUUCGUUCCUGCCUUGAACGCGCAGUGUUAUCAUGGUCCAUGAAACCCGUACUUUUGCCCGUUUGUGCAGUACUGCUUUGA
Molecule: messenger RNA, 758 nt
Organism: Baudoinia panamericana UAMH 10762
Lineage: Eukaryota; Fungi; Ascomycota; Dothideomycetes; Mycosphaerellales; Teratosphaeriaceae
Exons: 1
Coding region: 225-758 (177 amino acids)
Source: RefSeq, a predicted model, not a curated record